Molecule: messenger RNA, 352 nt
Organism: Staurois parvus
Lineage: Eukaryota; Metazoa; Chordata; Amphibia; Anura; Ranidae
Source: the annotation of a GenBank genome assembly
AUGCAGACUGCAUCUACAAACAUUUGUGGAAGAACAGGUCACUCUCAGGAGCUCAGUGAAUUCAAGCAUGGUACCGUAAUAGGUUGCCACCUGUGCAAUAAGUCCAUCCGUGAAAUUUCCUUGCUACUAAAUAUUCCACGGUCAACUGUUAGUGGUAUUAUAACAAAGUGGAAGUAACUGGGAACAACAGCAACUCAGCCACGAAGUGGUAGGCCACGUAACAUGACAGAGCAGGGUCAGCGGAUGCUGAAGCGCACAGUGUGCAAGUCGCCAACUGUCUGCAGAGUCACUUAGUUCAAUGAAGGGAACUCUAAAGGUGUUAGCAUACCUAGACAUUUUGGACAAUUUUAUG